Molecule: messenger RNA, 1527 nt
Organism: Geosmithia morbida
Lineage: Eukaryota; Fungi; Ascomycota; Sordariomycetes; Hypocreales; Bionectriaceae
Product: betaine-aldehyde dehydrogenase
Exons: 1
Coding region: 1-1527 (508 amino acids)
Molecular function (GO): aldehyde dehydrogenase (NAD+) activity
Source: RefSeq, a predicted model, not a curated record
AUGACCUUCGCCGCCGAUAUUCACACCUUCCAUUCUGGAAGGCCACAGGCUUCGUCCUCUAGCAGCUCCUCCACAUUCAAAUCGAUCGACCCCAGUACCGGAAAGCCCCUCGCUACCAUCUACACCACGACACCAGACCAGCUUAAUGCUGCUGUCGCCUCAGCACACGCAGCCUUUCCUGGGUGGUCCCAGACUCCCGCUCCGAAGCGCGCCGCCAUCCUUCUCAAGGCUGCCACCCUUCUGCGCGAACGCAAUGACGCACUUGCCCUGACCGAGACCCUCGACACCGGCAAGGCCUGGGGCGAGACGUCCACGGUCGAUGUCGUCACCGGUGCUGACGUCCUUGAAUACUACGCUCACUUCAUCGCCGGUGGUAACCCCGGCCACAAUACCGCCCUGCGCCAGGACGCCUUUGUUCUGACUACCCACGAGCCCCUUGGCGUCUGUGCCGGCAUUGGCGCCUGGAACUAUCCCAUCCAGAUCGCCCUUUGGAAGUCGGCCCCCUGCCUGGCCGCUGGAAACUGCAUGGUCUAUAAGCCCAGUGAGGUCACGCCUCUGCACGCCAACACGCUCGCCGAGAUCUACAUUGAGGCCGGCGUGCCCGCCGGCGUCUUCAACGUCGUCUACGGUGAUGGUCCCAGUGCUGGUGUCCCUCUGGUCGCCCACCCGGGCAUUGCCAAGGUCAGCUUCACCGGCCAGGUCAGCACCGGCAGUAAGGUGGCCAGCCAGGCCUCCAAGGACAUGAAGAGCGUCACCAUGGAGCUCGGUGGCAAGAGCCCCCUUGUCAUCCUGCCUGAUGCUGAUGUCGAGGAGGCUGCUGACGUCGCCAUGGUCGCCAACUUCUUCUCCACCGGUCAGGUCUGCACCAACGGCACCCGUGUCUUCGUCCCCGACACUCUUCUUAAACCCGUCGAAGAGGCUCUUAUUCAGCGCGCCCGUGAGGGUAUUCGCAUGGGUCUCCCCCGCGACGAGAGCACCAACUUCGGCCCCAUGGUCAGCGCCGCCCAGCGCGAUAAGGUCAACAUGUAUAUAGACCACGGCAAGAAUGUCGACAAGGCCAGGCUCCUCUACGACGGCAGUGUCGACGCACAGAGCAAGAAGCCCACGGCUGACGGCUUCUGGGUCCCCCCAGUCAUCUUCUCCGACUGCAAGGACAACAUGCGCAUCGCCAGCGAGGAGAUUUUUGGCCCCGUCAUGUGCAUCCUUCCUUAUUCUACCCAGGGCAAGCAGGAGGAUUGGCUUCCCGAACUGAUCCGCCGCGCCAACGACACCCCCAUGGGUCUCGCUGCCGGCGUCGUCUCCUCCGACAUCGGUCUGGCCCAGGACGUCAUCCGCCAGCUAGAGGCUGGCAUCACCUGGAUCAAUACCUGGGGUGAGUCCCCCGCUGAGAUGCCUGUUGGUGGAUGGAAGAUGAGUGGCCUCGGCGUUGAGAACGGCCCGGAGGGUAUCCGCGCCUACACCAGGACGAAGAGCACCCUUGUCCAGCUUGGCAAGGGUGCCUGCAAGGGUGUAUUUUCAAAAUUGUAA